AGCCUCUGAGUUCCCAGCCUUUCCUUGCCACAAUGACCGGAUCCUGGCUGUGUUUGCCGCUGCUCCUCGUGGGAGCCCUGCUCCUGGGGCAGCCGGUGUGGGGGCAAGAAGAAGAAGAAGAGCAGCCCUCCUGGGGAGAUGAGCCUGUCCCAGAGGAGCCUGAGGAGCAGAUGGAGCCGACUUCAUAUGAAGAACGGGAGGCAAUGGAAGAACACUGGGUGCCAACUUCAUCCGAAGAACGGGAGGCAAUGGAAAGCUUUCAAGAAGGAGAACCGUUGGAUUUGGGGUCCUGGGCUGUGGACUAUUUUAACAAGCUUCCAUAUUAUGAUGGUAUUUACAGGAGCGUGGAGGCCAAACCUCCAACAUUCAAGGUAAAGGAAACAGGCACCCCAAGGGCUCCCGGGUGGUGGAAUGUCCCCCAUUUGGAGCACCCUCUCUCUUUUGCCCCCAAGCAGACACCCAAAAGCCAUCCGACCACCAUAGCGGUGUUUGAGGGCAGGGAUAACAGCCACUCAGCACUGCUCCCCUCCCCUUGUGGUUCUGGAGCAUAUCCCCCCCCCCUUUGUAAGUUGUCCACAAGAUGACAUGGAAGUGGGUGCGUGAAGAUUUGGAAGAAUAAGAAUAAGGUUCCUAGUCCUUGUGAUGGUAAAGAAGAAGAAGGCAGUCUUAGUGUGUGCUUUGCCAUGUAUUGUGGGGCUUUUACAGGCAAGGACUUCCCCCUAGCUGGCUCCCUUCUUCUGCCCUGACAACUGUGUUUUCUUUUCUUCUGUCCUUCUUAUGCUUGUCCAAAUACCAAUUACUUCCAUCAGUUAAUAGCCUAUAGCAGAGGUUUUCAAACAUUUUGAGUCCAGGGCUCCCUUGAAAAGUUACAUUCUUUCUGCGGCUCCCCUGUGGGGCUCAGGAGCCCAGUUCUGUCACCCCUUGCCUGCAGAGCCUGCAGCCCCUCAUCCCUUUUUGAACACCCUUCCAUGUGGAGUGUUCCUUCAGCCUCCUCUCCUUUCCCCUCUCCUUGGGAGUCCUCUGAGCAGCUACUGCCCCCGUCUCUGAACUGCCACUUCCUCCCCCUGCCACCCCAAAGAGAGGUACUUGCUCAAGCCUCCCCACAGGGGCCUGGGAAGAGGAAUGCCGCCCCCCCACUUUAGCAGCCUGACAGAGACUGGCCAAAGGUGAAUGUGAGGCCAGCACCUUGCUCAGCUUGGGAGACAGCAGUUGCAGCAGUGGGCCUGCAUGGUGGAAAGGCUCUCCUUCGGUUCCCAGGCAGGCAUUGCACACAACAAGCCAGCCUGCCCGGCCUCCCACUUAUAUGUCCAUUCCCAGCAGCAAGGGCUGACAGACUGGCUGGCUGGGCUCCCUCACCCGCUGGAUUGCUUACUCUGAUGCCACCUCAGCUCCUGGCAACCAGCACCCCCUGGCCAGCGCCAGAGGCGCCAUUCGCCUGGGAAGCUUGUAGCCAGGGCUGCUGCAGCAAACAGCUGUGCAAGCCUUUGGGAGGCAGAGACGCAAGAGGGCAUCAGAGGGAGGGAGGGAGGGAAAGAAAGAGGGACAGAGGCCAGUGUUGCCCGCGGCACCCCUGACCGUCAUUCAAGGCACCCCACUGAAAACCACUGCCCUCAAUUCCAUGGUUUGGAUUUAUGGCUGCACAAUGCUGGCACCUCAGGUGGACAAAAUGGUGCCUCCUUUACCACCAGGGAAAAAGGGGUGGGGGAAGAUCUACAUGAGGGGAAAAGUGGGGGGGGGGAGAGAAAGAGAAACAUCGGGCUCUGCUGGUCCUGUGGAACCUGCUGGCUGAGGCAAUCGCCUCACCUUGCCUCAUGGGUGGGCAAGCCCUGUUGCAAUGGCUGUAGAAUUCUGGGGUUGCAUGAGAACUAAGAGCAAAAAUGUCCUCUCUCUUCUGCCAGCUGGUGCUGGAGAAGAAAAAAUGGGGGGGGGGGAGCCAGAGAUCGCAUGAAGGGAGGGGUGUGUGCAAAGUGCUUAAUUUCAAAGAAGAAAGGGGGGUGGGAGAGAUUUCACCCUCACAUCUCUGAAUUUGCCCUAUAAGCCAAACAUUGUAAGGGCUGGGUGUGGUUCCCUAAUAGCCAUGAAAAGGCACUCUGCACAUGCUUUGACACCCUUUCUCACACCUUUCACACUUAGGGCAGAUCUGCACCAUACAUACAAUGCACAUUCGAUAAACAUUUAAAGCACAUGGCUCUCCCCCCCCAAAAAAAUCCUGGGAACUGUAGCUUGUUAAGUCUAUUGGGAACUGCAGCUAGUUGUGGCACCAAGGAAACAAAUGCAGUAGUUAGGCAGGCACAGAGGGGUAAAGUAUAUUUCUAGGUGGGUGAGUUGCAUCCCACACAUCAAUAUCUCUCAAAGAAAAAUAGCAAUAUGUGGUGAUAACAGAGUCCAGCCAUGGGGCAGGGAAUAAAGGGGGUGGGCUCUUUGGGGUGGGCACUUGCCCCUCUGUCCCUCCCCCUUUGGUGUCUGUAACUAUGAUGGGGGGGGUCACCAGGCUUAAAUGUGCUUUAACUGAACAGUGUAGACAUUUGAAAGCUUGAGCCUUGACCCUGAAAUCAGAUUUCAGGGCUGAAAUUAAGCGCUGACUUGAUGCAAAACCCUUAUUCCCUGAAAAAUUGCCUCUGGGGACACACAUGCACAAUGCCAGGCCAGGAGCUGGUUGGCAGCACAGAAGCUGUGAGCUUCUUAUUCUCUGCUUCCAGGAUGCCAUUGGAACAAUGGUGCACAUGAAGAUGUUACUGGCGAAGACCGACUGCAGAAAGGAGGACCUGAGGGAGCGUCGUGACAUGAUGGAACAUUUAAUGCAUUUUAUGCCCUCUUCAAAGAAGGAGCCAUUGCCGGAGCUGAAAGGUUGCAACCUGCCACCUCCAGACGAACAGGAGGUGAGCUAACAGCGUCCAUUUAGUCACAGCAUCAUAGCAUUGUAAGGUUGGAAGGGACACCCCAAAGGACAUCUAGGGCAAACCCCUGCAGAAUAGAAUUUUAUGAUUACGGUCACAGGCCAGUUCCGGCUCACUUACAAUAGUGGGAAAAUCAUAAAACGCAACAGGAAUACAUUGAAUUGCAAUUGGGUAUAACAGACAAUUCAGAUAUAGCGGCAGUUAAAAAAAUAUAUUAAAUCUUGAUCACUAAAAUAUAACCUAAAAUUAUCAUUUAAAACCUUAAUCAUUUGGGUAGUACAGCUUGUCCCCUAAGUUUUAUGGCAGUCACACAGAAUUUGGCCACCCUUAGCGUGAUCUCUAGAUCCUUGUCCUCUACCAGGAGUUUUAGACAUUGAAGUUCAGACCCAUUUGGAGAUUUUUGUGUAACAGGAGUGAUAAAUACCGAGCGUAUAUCCCCGUAGAAACGGCAGCGUAACAAGACGUGAGAGACAGUUUCUACCUCCAUCAAGCCGCAGGGGCAGACUCGUUCCAUGUAUGGUUUACUCUCGAAUCUGCCCUGCAAUAAGGCAGAUGGCAGCACGUUGAAUCUAUGGAUGCCCAUAUGGAGGGCGAGAGAGAGCAGCAAUCCGUACGGUCGCCGUGCGAGCAGCGCCCAUACUGACAGGGCACAAGUCGCUCUACACCUGGGGGGCAGGGGCCAUCUUGUCAACCCGCCCCCACCCGAGUGUAACCUGGGGCGGACCGCCCCCUCCGCCCCCCAUUUUGUACGCCCCUGAAGGGAAUGGCAGUGUGGGGGGUGGGGACCCCUUGCUGUAGGCGGAGGAGAGAGAAAGGUGGAAAACCUUGCCAGCUACAGCCGAUUCUGCCAAGGCAGGAUGGGGGAGAGCAAGGCGGCUUGGCAGUGUGGUGUAGUAACUCACGACUCACUUCUGCUGUUGAGAUAAGGGAGGCGAGGCCAGACUGCAGGGUUGGAAACAGUGGACUGGGGAGAAUCAAAGGAGGCCAGAGCAAAAUCAGUAAGACAGGAGUGUCAAACAGCAGUUAUGUAGCAGGAGAAGCAGACAGUCCACUACAAAUUGACACUGAAAGUGUAAAUGCUUUUUGGGGUGUAGGGCAGCUGUCUGGUGGCACCCCAAGAGAUGGUCACGAGACCCAAAUUAUUGUUCCAGAUAGUGCCGCAUGGUUUCUAGGUUUUUGAGGGAAACGUUUGCAUCACUGAGAGAGGGCUUUCCAUAGUACUGUGCUGUCUUUAUUAUUUUUACUUUAACCAAUUCAGUUUUUCUUUUCAUUCUGUUGAAUUCCAUUAGAGUUCAAUAACUUUUCAAUGGCCUUUUUAUAUGUUUUUAGCUUUUUUGUAUUUUAUCUGCAUUGUUUAAAGCUAUCUGAACGAUGAAGCAAUACAUAAUAAUGAAGAAAACUGAUUGAAAGGCGGGCUUUGUUUUUACAUUUCUGGAAUGACAAAGUAAAUGAUAUUUUUAAAUUUUAUUUAUGGUACUACAGAGUUUUUGUUAUGUUCUGUGGGUGUCCUCCCCCCCUUCAUUUGUCAUUUUCUUUUUUCCUCCUUUCCCCUCCUCUUCCCCCUCCCCUCAUUUUUUUCAUUUUCUGCAUGAGAAGCAAGGGUGUUAGAUGUACAAUGGCUUUGGCUACAUUCUGUUUGAAUAUAUAAUAUUAUCUCUAAGCGCCUUGAGUCCUGUCAGAGGAAAAGACAGAGUAUAAAUAUGCAAUAAAAAUAAUACAAUUUUAAAAACAAAACAAAACACCCAGUUUAAAACAACUUAGCAUCACAGAAAUAAUGUGGGUGCUGAACAUAUAACAUACUCCUCAAAAACCAGAACAAAGAGGUGAGGCUCAGCUAUACAGCUGCAAAUAUAACGUUUUAAGUGUGUUUUAGGUGCAUUAUACAAAUGUGGUACUAGAUGGUGCUAGUGAGCUAAUGGCAAACGCCAUAUAUUUUUUAAACAUUUUUUUUUUAAAAAAGGAUUUGCACAGUGUUUUACAAAUAUGUCUUGAUUCAGCCAUGCUCUUCCAUUGAAAAAAGGUUCUUUCUUAAUGAGAGCGGAUCUGCUCAUGAGGCAGAAAGUUGAAGGCAGGAUCCAACCCUGCUCUUACUCAAGGCCUCCACAGAAUCCACUGGGAAACUUUCAAUUUUCUAUUAAGGAGAACUGCUGUGGCCAGUUUUUCAUCGUCAUAUUUGAUGGCAUGGACAAACGCCCACAUUUCUAACUUGUUUCUUUCAUCUUCCCCCCUCUCCACCCCCACGCCUGCCGCACUUGUUCACAGAAUCUGAACUGCAACUUCAGAAUAUAUAUGGAUGCAAGAGAAGGCUCGAUAUCUGUGGUUCACCACAAAUGCAAACCGCUGCGUGUUCGAGAGUUGUGGUGAAGACCCUGCCUAACCCCUGGAUGCUGCCGCCAGUCAACUGCGGUGGGGGCAGGAGGAGGAGAAGCCCCCACCUUGGUCUGUUCCUCUUCCUCCACAGCUGCAAAAUAAUCACGUAGAUGCAAGCCUAGAAACUCUCCCACUAAAAGGGGGUGUCUGAAUCCACUGUGCCCCCUCCUCAUCCUAGACACUCUGGUCGCUCUCCAUCUCUGUCUCUUUUCGUUCCGAAAUAGGGGUAAUAAAAUUAACUCGCACAAGCAUUGCCAUGAAGUU
This is a messenger RNA of Podarcis lilfordi (Lilford's wall lizard), 5531 nucleotides long. Lineage: Eukaryota; Metazoa; Chordata; Lepidosauria; Squamata; Lacertidae. The record is from the annotation of a GenBank genome assembly.